Yamadazyma jaroonii is the source of this 690-nucleotide messenger RNA. The record is from the annotation of a GenBank genome assembly. NCBI's taxonomy places the organism in Eukaryota, Fungi, Ascomycota, Pichiomycetes, Serinales, Debaryomycetaceae.
AUGAACUCGUUAUAUAACCAUGGAGUUAAACAGACUCAAUUAAUUACUAAAGAUUUGUCAUCAUUUGAAAAAAAUGUUUCAACAUCUCCUUUAUCACUACAAGGAUCAAUCAGUACAUCAUUAAAUGCAUUUAAAAAGACUAUAAAAGAAUAUAAUGAUUUGAUAAAACAAAAUACUAAUGAUGCUAAUAUAACAAAGCAAGAAACUAGAUUAGAAAAAUUCAAUCAGGAUUAUGCUGAUUUUAAUAAAAAAUUUCAAGAAUUAAAACAACAAAGAGAAAGUUCAAUUCAAGAAUCUAAUAGACAAGAACUAUUAGGUAGAAGGAAUCAUUUAUCAGAAAAUCCAUAUGAUCAAACAUCAGGAGUAUCACCAAAUCAUCAACAUUAUCAACAACAAGACAUGUCAUAUCAAGAAGGUCUUUAUAAAGAAAGUAAUUCAUUAGCAAGAGGUAGUCAACAAUUGGAUCAUAUUUUAGAAAUGGGACAAAAUGCAUUUGAUGAUAUUAUUGAACAAAAUGAAACUUUACAAAAACUUGGAGCUGGAUUAGAACAAGGUUUAUUGACUUUAGGUGUAAGUCAAGGUACAAUAAGGACAAUUGAAAGAAGAGCCAAACAAGAUAAAUGGUUAUUUUGGGGUGGUGUAAUUUUAAUGAUAAUAUGCUUUUAUUACAUAUUGAAAUUCUUUAGAUAA